Molecule: messenger RNA, 1674 nt
Organism: Papaver somniferum (opium poppy)
Lineage: Eukaryota; Viridiplantae; Streptophyta; Magnoliopsida; Ranunculales; Papaveraceae
Exons: 5
Coding region: 55-1392 (445 amino acids)
Source: RefSeq, a predicted model, not a curated record
GCAAGGAAAGCAUCACAGAAGCAGCAUACGAAGAAAAAAAAAUUCAGAAAAAACAUGAGACGAGAAUUGUUAUUCGGAGUACUGUUGCUUAUUCUAUCAGUUCAAAUUUCUGAAUCUGUGUUCAGUGAAGUGAAUGGGGAGAAAUCUGGCGUCUUCUUGACUCCUAAGUUUGUGUUGGGAGCAGGAUCUGUCUGUAAUAAGUAUUACCACAACGUCGAUUUUCCAAGAGGUCAUAUUGCUCUUAAGGACUUCAAUGCUGAAAUAGUUGACGAGUCUGGGAAUUCCGUUCCGUUGUAUGAAACUUAUAUUCAUCACUGGGUCAUCCUAAGAUACUAUGCCACAAAGGAUAUAGAUACGGAUGAAGAGAAGGAUUCUGGGAAGAUGAUUAUGGUGAGAAACAGUGGCUUUUGCAAGAACCUUGGCCAGUACUUUGGGUUUGGAUCUGAAACACGACGAACCAUGACACGCGUGCCAGAUCCUUACGGAAUAGAGGUUGGAAAUCCUGCAGAAAUCCCAGAUGGUUAUGAGGAGAGAUGGUUAAUUAACUUACAUGCAAUUGAUUUACGAGGUGUGGAAGAUCAAUUUGGUUGCACGGAGUGCAAGUGUGAUCUGUAUAAUGUUACCAAGGAUGAGUAUGGUACACCAUUAAGGAUGGGUUACACCGGAGGCUUGAAGUGCUGCUAUGAUAAGACUCAAUGCAGGGUAAGACAAAGCUUCAGGAGCAUCAAAAGAGGUGUCUACCUGAAAUACACAGUGAAAUGGGUAGACUGGGAAGAAACUAUUUUGCCUGUCAAAGUUUACGUUUUUGAUGUCACCUAUACUGCUAAAAGAGGGAGUGAUUCAGAAUCACCCUGCAAGAUUGAAUACGAUGUCGAAGCAUGUGAUAGGACUAGUGCAGGUAGAGAUACAAUUUGUGUAGAUAAUAAAAAGACAAGUCUGGUUCUGCCCAACGGCGGUUAUCUAAUCUAUGGUGUUGCUCAUCAGCACUCUGCUGGAAUUGGUUCAGCGCUUUAUGGACAGGAUGGACGUCUUAUAUGCACUUCUUUACCAGUUUAUGGAGAUGGAAAUGAAGCAGGCAACGAAGAUGGCAACAUAGUGGGGAUGUCAACUUGCUAUCCUCAACCUGGCUCUGUCAAGAUAUCUGAUGGAGAGACUUUGGUUUUGGAAUCUAACUACAGCAGCAUUGAAAAACAUACUGGAGUGAUGGGUUAUUUCUACAUCUUGGUUGCGGAUCAACCGCCAAAGCCAUCGCGCAGGCAAAUUUAUAAGCUGGAAAUCUUGAAGUACACAUGGUUAUUGGUUUUGAUGGGAGUUGUAGGUGCGAUUGGCGCUGUUUUUAGUUAUCUUCGGAAAGACGAAAAAUAUGGUGGCUAUCAGCUAUUAGGCAUCUAAGCAUGUCUCUCUAAUCUUGAAACUCCUCAAGCUCUUUUUGAUUAAUUGUAAUCCACAUAAAACCUAUGCGUAAGAUAGCUGGCGUGGGUUUCCUGCGGCAGGUUGUGUUUAGUGCGAUGCUCAACUCACCUUUGGUUGUGUCUUACGUUUGAAGCUACCCCCAAAAUUUGCAAUUCAAUGCGACCAAAACUCAACCUCGUGAUACAAAAUCUUAACCAAGGAGAAAUCGAAUCUGCAUUGUUAUACAAACUCUGCUAAGUGCCCCAAAUUUGCAUCAUAUGA